Molecule: messenger RNA, 1137 nt
Organism: Papaver somniferum (opium poppy)
Lineage: Eukaryota; Viridiplantae; Streptophyta; Magnoliopsida; Ranunculales; Papaveraceae
Product: F-box protein At5g07610-like
Exons: 3
Coding region: 1-1137 (378 amino acids)
Molecular function (GO): protein binding
Source: RefSeq, a predicted model, not a curated record
AUGACUUUUCUUUCUGAUUGCAACAAUCCAUCAUCAUCGUCAUCAGCAACAUUAGCAUCUGUUCUAGUUAGCAACGUUGAUAUGUUAACCCAGAUUCUAUUACGUUUACCAGUUAAAUCCCUGCUAGUAUUUAAAUAUGUAUCGAAACAGUGGUUUACCCUCAUUUCUGAUCCAUUUUUCUGCAACAAAUACAAUAAACUCCAAAAAUCACUUUCAAUCCGGGGCCUAUACACACAAAUCGAUGGAUCAUGUGGUGUUUCCUCAAGACUCCAAUACGUUCCCCUUGAUGGAUCCACAUGGACCACAUCCUCUGCUCCCUUCAAAACACUGGAUUUUAUUAAUGAUCCAUUAGGUAUAACGAUAGUGCAAUCUUGCAAUGGUCUCAUGUGUUGCAGGAGCAACCCCAGACCCGUGGACGACUUCUAUAGCACAUAUUACGUUUGCAAUCCGUCUACGAGACAAUAUCGCUCAAUUAUUUGUGAAUCUAAGAAACGUGAGAAAGGUUAUGAACAACUUUUUAGUGUCAGUUUAGCAUACGACCCACUCAAGUCACCUCACUACAAAGUUGUUUGCAUUUGGUUGGUUGCAGAACCUACAUCUUUUAUUUUUUGUUAUCAAAUUGAGGUAUACUCAUCUGAAACAGCUUCUUGGAAGCUAUCUGGAGAGGUUUACACAUUUUUCGAUGGGACUUUUUUUUACUUCAAUGUUGAUCGAGAGUUAAGAAUGGAAAUGAGAAUGCCAGUCUAUGACAAAGAGCUUUAUAUGGAGCCAAAAAACUUUGGCGAGUGUCAGGGUCGCCUAUAUCUUACACUCAGUCGUAUGUCUAGACAUACCAAUUUUGAAAUCUUGGAAAUGAAGACCGACUACACAGGGUGGAGCAAAAGAUAUGCUGUUAAUCUUCAAGAAGUGGUAUUAGCAUAUCCAGGAUUUGACUUUUAUUUAUCAUAUCAAUUCGAUGUAUUACUUGUCAGGGAAGUAGAAGGAGAGUCUCCGAAGAACAUGGUAUUAAUGCGAGUAGAAGAUAAAGUUUUUGCUUAUGAUCUACAUGACAUGAGCUUUAAGGAAAUUCGAAAAGUUACACGGGAGAAUCAAGAAAAUGUUGCUUAUCAAUACAUUGAGACACUCGCUUCUGUUUGA